Messenger RNA from Stylophora pistillata, 1822 nucleotides. Its product is annotated as forkhead box protein G1. Gene Ontology annotation, biological process: regulation of transcription by RNA polymerase II. NCBI's taxonomy places the organism in Eukaryota, Metazoa, Cnidaria, Anthozoa, Scleractinia, Pocilloporidae. Gene Ontology annotation, molecular function: sequence-specific double-stranded DNA binding; DNA-binding transcription factor activity. Gene Ontology annotation, cellular component: nucleus. The record is from RefSeq and is a predicted model, not a curated record.
GCCGUCAGUUAAGAAGCUGCCACUCGUCGUACCGUGUGCUGUCGUGUAAACAUUGUGACAACCAGGUCUCGUUGAAUUGUUAACAUUUGUACACAGUUUCGUUUCAAAUAAGACAGACGCUGCACUGCACUGUGGACAUGAAAGAUCACGCUGAACUAGAUUAUCAGGAGAUGGUCUCUCAAGAAACGAUAACAACUUCGGACGAGAAAGUGUCGGGAAACCAGGAUGGUCAUGCACUGACUAGCCAGGAGAGGAUCAGCGAAGACGAGAAAGAGUUUGAAAACUCCAAAACAGAUGAGGAAACAGGAAAAAGCGAAGGCAAAGACGGAGAAGAGAAAAAGUUUGAGAAGCCGCCAUUUUCAUACAACGCUCUAAUAAUGAUGGCCAUUCGCGGGUCACCGGAGAAAAGGCUUACUCUAAGUGGCAUUUACGAUUUCAUUAUGAAGAAUUUUCCUUACUAUCGUAAUAAUAAGCAAGGUUGGCAAAACUCCAUCAGACACAACCUCUCCCUCAACAAAUGUUUCGUGAAGAUUCCUCGACACUACGACGACCCCGGCAAAGGAAAUUACUGGAUGUUAGAUCCCAGUGCAGACGAUGUGGUCAUCGGAGGGACGACAGGGAAGCUUAAACGACGGAAUCCUCCCUCGUCCAGAAACCGUAUAGCGCUAAAACGGCAACAGAGAAUCUCUCCAAUCCCAAGUUACCCUUUGGACCUUUCUCAAGUUGGUUUCUGCUCAAGUUUUUGGCCCUAUCCACCUUCUAUAUUCUCAGCGCCUUUGUCUCCGCAUAUGAGAAAACACGAUCUAAUGGGAAUGUCCUGCACAAUGAACUGUAACUCGUCACUCCCUCAUCCAACGCCAGUUCUUCCACACCCAUCUCCUGGUGUUCGAUGCCUUUUUCCUUCAUCAUCAGAGAUGACUCUCUCAGGCCGCUGCCACGGGUUUGGCAUUCUGCAGCCGCCUUUCCCUCAAAGUGGCCUUUUCCCCGUCAACCAUGCAGGUCCCACAAUGGAACCACAGUGGCCAUGUUCAAGACCAUCUUCCCCUUUUUCAACAGAUAGGUUCAUUACAAAUAGUGACUCUGUUUUCCCGUCGGCGUUUAGCACAGUACCUAAACUACCAUUUGGCUCACCUGCGCUAAGAUCUACCUUCCCAUUCUUAAAAGAAAACGCUUCUCCCACUUCGCGCACCACUUUCUUGUCAGAGUGCAAAUGAACAUUGAAAUCAGUAGACGUAGAUUUAAAUCUUUAUUUGGGAGAAAAGACAAAAUAGAAAUUUAACGGAGGAACAAAAAAAAAUCGCUCGAUAAACUAUGAUAUAUUUGCGGUUGGACUGCGAGAAACAGCCCGCUGAAAUCAAGUUUAUUUACUGUGAUUCGUCGCUAAUUCGCAUUACUGCUAAAGCCACUUUGUUCAAUAUUCUCAUUAAUUGUCUAAAACGUACCGUUUUAGACUGGCCUAUUUUAAAAAAAAAUAGUUUAAGUUCAUUUCAAAGUCACUGUUUUAAACAUUAAUGAGACAAGUUAAGUCAACAACUAAAUCGUGUAAAUUUGUAAAUUUUGCCAGUACGUUGACACCUCACUCCGUGAAUGUGAGCAAAUACCAGAUAAAUAUUUAUGGUUGAAAUGUGUCUUGUUAAUUCAAUUACCACAUUAAAAUUUAACGACACGGUUUUAUUGUGUGGACAUGUAAAUCUGAUUUGUUUGCCAGCAAGUUAUAAUCUAUUCAAUUCAUAUUUCUCAGCUAAUACCUUAGCAGGUGAAAGGGUUUAUCUAUUAUCCUACACAGAACAACUGUAUACCAAAACCUGUAUGUUUUACUGAG